Molecule: messenger RNA, 1431 nt
Organism: Arvicanthis niloticus (Nile rat)
Lineage: Eukaryota; Metazoa; Chordata; Mammalia; Rodentia; Muridae
Source: RefSeq, a predicted model, not a curated record
AUGAGGCUAAUUCCUAUCCUGCUCCUCUGCUCUGGGCUCCUGCCAUGUUUAGCGCAGGAAGAAGAUGCCCAGGAACUUGACUGCAAUGAUGAGACUGUGUUUCAGGCUGUGGAUGCCGCUCUGAAGAAGUACAACGCUGGGUUACAAAGCGGCAACCAGUUUGUGUUGUACCGAGUGACCGAGGGCACUAAAACGGGUGGCUCUGAAACAUUUUAUUCCUUCAAGUAUCAAAUCAAGGAGGGCAACUGCUCGGUUCAGAGUGGCAUCUCCUGGCAGGACUGCGACUUGAAGAACGCUCAGGAAGCCGCCACUGGAGAAUGCACAGCAACUGUGGGGAAGAGAGAAAAUAAAUUCUCCAUAACCAACCAGACCUGCAAGAUUACUCCAGGUAAGAACCCCAUGGUGACAGACGACUUGCCCUGUUUGGGUUGUAUGGACCCCAUAUCGACAGAUAGUCCAGACCUGGAGCCUGUUCUGAAACAUGCCAUCGAACAUUUCAACAACAACACAGAUCAUAGCCACCUCUUUGCUCUCAGAGAAGUGAAAAGUGCCAACAGACAGGUGGUGGCUGGCAUGAAUUUUGACAUCAUCUAUUCAAUCGUGCAAACAAAUUGUUCAAAGGACCGUUUUCCUUCCCUCCAUGAAUACUGCGUGUCCCUUCCUAAUGGUGAUAAUGGUGAGUGCAGAGGUAGUGCCUUCGUGGAUAUCAGUGACCAAAUUGCAGACUUCUCACAGAGCUGUGACCUUUAUCCAGGACAUCCUAUGUCAGAACUGCUUUCCAAGAAUUGCCCUGGCUGCCCCAAGGACAUAGCUGUAGACAGCCCAGAGCUGAAGGAUGCACUUGGUCAUUCCAUUGCACAGCUAAAUGCAGAGAAUAGCCAUCCUUUCUAUUUCAAGAUUGACAUCGUGAAAAAAGCAACAUCACAGGUGGUAGCUGGAAUCAAAUAUGUUAUUGAGUUCAGAGCCAGAGAAACCAAAUGUUCCAAGGAAAGUAACACAGAGCUGACAGCUGAUUGUGAGAUCAACCGAGUUGGUCAAGGUCUCAACUGCCAUGCUAACGUGUACAUGAGACCUUGGGAGAACAAAGUCUUCCCGACUGUCAAAUGCCAAGCAUUAGAAAUGACUACAAUGAUGACAAUGCCUCCCGGCUUUGCACCUUUCCGGACAAUUCGAGUACAAGAAACAAAAGAAGGAACAACUGACUCAGAUUUCAUUGAAGGUGUGGUAGCUACCACAUCGCCAUAUGACACUGAGAUCCAUGAUAAUUUGAUCCCUCCUAUCCAUGUCAUUUCAUUUAAGCUGAUAUCUGAUUUUCCAGAAACAACUUCCCAAAAAUGUCCUGGGCGCCCAUGGAAGCCAGUUAGUUGGAAGGAUCCAAACACAGAAACAACAGAGUUUUCUGAUUUUGAUCUCCUUGAGGCUCUUUCUUAA